AUGGGUUCAUGUCUCUCCUUGUCCUCAGGCCCCUCUCCAAAAAAUACAGCCUUCACAUCCACAGCCUUUGGGCGCUCAUCAUACGUACAAAUUGAAAAACAAGACGAGGUCAAGAGAUCGUUACUAGUAAAUGAAGAAGACUAUUAUUCGGAUGAAGAAGAUGUGGGUUUUAUGGAUGUUCCGCCUAGGAAAUAUAGGUUAAAUAGGGGAAGAUUGCAGAUGCAAGAAUAUGAGAAUAUGGAGAGUAAUGACCCAUCACAGGAUGAUUUUCUUCUGAACAAAACACUUCCUCCUUCUCCGGAAGAAGGGGACGAGCCCCCGUUCGAAGGUAUGAUCAAAGUGUGGAGUUCGGAGGAAGAGGGAAGAUGGAUGUGGCCAAGGGGAAUGGGGAUCCCGGUGGUGGUUAGUGAGGAUUAUAGAAAGUGGAGAGAACAGAGAGAUGAGAGGGUUGGGGGGUUGAGAUCUUAA
Botrytis porri is the source of this 468-nucleotide messenger RNA. RefSeq lists its product as uncharacterized. Lineage: Eukaryota; Fungi; Ascomycota; Leotiomycetes; Helotiales; Sclerotiniaceae. Bases 1 to 468 code for a protein of 155 amino acids. The transcript has a single exon. The record is from RefSeq and is a predicted model, not a curated record.